Molecule: messenger RNA, 3190 nt
Organism: Alnus glutinosa
Lineage: Eukaryota; Viridiplantae; Streptophyta; Magnoliopsida; Fagales; Betulaceae
Product: oligopeptide transporter 6
Exons: 6
Coding region: 882-3083 (733 amino acids)
Biological process (GO): transmembrane transport
Molecular function (GO): oligopeptide transmembrane transporter activity
Source: RefSeq, a predicted model, not a curated record
UCAUCUCCACAGUUGUCCCUCGCGUGGAUGUGGAUGUCUGGACUACAGUGGGUAAUCGUGGAAUUCGUGGGUAAUCAUCUCCAUUCUUCUCAACGGUUGUCCCUCGCGUGGAUGUGGAUGUCUGGACUUCAGUGGGUAAUCAUCUCCAUAGUUGUCCCUCGCUGGCCAGGAUGUCUUGAAAUUUUCUCAUCAAAUCCCUCGUAAUUUGAGCGGAAAAUGACUGAGUGGAGCCGGACUCGGGUGCCCACUUCCUUCCGGGAAAAGAUAAAAAAAAUCAUAUAAGCCAAAAAAAAUUAAAAUAAAAAGGAAUUAUUUUAUUCAAAUCCUAGAUUCUCCCAUUGACUGAAGUCAAGUAGGCUUACUUGGGGCUGCCUAGUACGUGCCUGCCCGUAUUAUAAAACAAUCACAGCACGGGCCGGAAUGUGAAGUGGAGGGUAAACCAGCUCACCGCUGGAUUGCAUUUAAUGUAAUGCCAACUGUAAAGACCAACCAAAAUAUAUAACAAGUAGGAGAUUCAGUAGAAACGAUCCCAUGACUAGGUUGUUGUUUGCCUUCAAUGAAACUCCAAACUUUUCAGAGUUCAGCGGUUUAGCAUUGAUGACACCUUAGCUUUUUAUUUCGCUUUUUUCGGGUUCUAUUGGAUUCCUAGUUGACUUCGACUGUACUAAUAAAGCAAUUUGAUAGAUAGAUGUUUGUUAGGAUUCCAACUCCUUAACAUCCUCUCCUUUGAAUCUCCCUCUCGGAUUCUAACUCCUUAACAUCAUUGCCUCUGAAUCUCUCUCUCUCUCUCUCUCUCUCUCUCUCUAUAUAUAUAUAUAUAUAUAACUCAGUUAUUACUGUUGAGUAGUAUCUGGGAGGAGCAUCAGUUUUGCAAUAGAGCAAUGGGUGAAGUAUUUCAAGUUCAGAAGGAGGUGGAUUCCUUGGAGGUUAAUGAUGAGUGUCCGAUAAAACAAGUCGAUGUAACAGUGUCCAAAACUGAUGAUCCCACCAUGCCAGUGCUGACAUUCAGGAUGUGGGUUCUGGGUCUUACUUCAUGUGUCAUAUUGUCUUUUGUGAACCAGUUCUUUUGGUAUAGGAGACAGCCAUUGUCGGUCAGUUCAAUAUCUGCGCAGAUUGCUGUGGUGCCCAUUGGGCACUUUAUGGCCAGGGCGUUGCCCAAGCGUCCCUUCUUCAAGGGCACAUGGUUUGAGUUCACUAUGAAUCCGGGGCCCUUUAAUAUCAAGGAACACGUUUUGAUCACUAUUUUUGCGAAUUCGGGUGCUGGAUCCGUUUAUGCUGCUCAUGUUUUGUCCGCAGUUAAAUUGUAUUAUAAGAGGGCCCUCACUUUUCUUCCAGCCUUGAUUGUUAUGCUUACAACUCAGGUGUUAGGGUUUGGUUGGGCUGGACUUUUUCGAAAAUAUCUGGUUGAGCCAGGGGAAAUGUGGUGGCCUUCUAACCUGGUUCAGGUCGCAUUGUUCGGGGCUCUACAUGAGAAGGAAAAAAGACUUAAAGGCGGCACUACACGUACUCAGUUCUUCCUCCUGGUCUUGAUCAGUAGCUUUGCUUACUAUGUUUUACCUGGCUAUCUUUUCUUAAUGAUAACAAGUGUCUCUUGGGUCUGCUGGAUCUCUCCCAAGUCUGUUUUUGUCCAACAAAUGGGUUCUGGCUUACAAGGCCUUGGAAUUGGUUCCUUUGGGAUUGAUUGGGCUACAAUUUCCUCUUACCUUGGGAGUCCACUGGCUAGUCCAUGGUUCGCCACUGCCAACACUGCUGUUGGAUUCGUCCUUGUAAUGUAUGUGAUGACACCCCUCGCUUACUGGUACAACACCUACGGUGCCAAGACUUUCCCAAUAUACUCUAACAGCCUUUUCACAUCAAAUGGUUCGGAGUACGACAUUUUGAGCAUCAUCAACUCCAAAUUUCAUCUUGAUCGUACUACUUAUGCACAGAUGGGGCCUGUACAUCUCAGCACAUUCUUUGCUAUGACUUAUGGUGUUGGAUUUGCUACACUUACUGCUACACUUAUGCAUGUUCUGCUUUUCAGUGGAAGUGACAUAUGGAAGCAAACCAGAAGUGCCUUUAGUGGGAGUGGAAAACAAGAUAUACAUACCAAGCUUAUGAGGGUGUACAAAUCCGUUCCCAUGUGGUGGUUUCUUGUCAUCCUUGUGGCAAACAUUGCUCUUAUAAUGUUUGCCUGUGAGUAUUACAACGAGUCACUUCAACUGCCUUGGUGGGGUGUGCUGCUAGCUUGUGCCAUUGCCAUUUUCUUCACUCUCCCAAUUGGUAUCAUUACUGCCACCACAAACCAGAUGCCAGGUUUGAACAUUAUAACAGAAUACAUUAUUGGAUACAUGUACCCGGAGCGCCCCGUUGCUAACAUGUGCUUCAAAGUGUAUGGAUACAUCAGCAUGACCCAAGCUUUAACCUUUCUGUCAGACUUUAAGCUUGGCCACUACAUGAAGAUUCCACCAAGGUCAAUGUUCAUGGCACAGGUUGUUGGGACUAUCGUUUCAGUAAUUGUAUACACGGGAACUGCAUGGUGGCUGAUGGAAACCAUCCCACACCUUUGUGAUACCUCCCUGCUACCAGAGGGCAGCCCCUGGACUUGCCCGAUGGACCGUGUCUUCUUCGAUGCAUCCGUCAUCUGGGGACUUGUCGGACCCCGUAGAAUCUUUGGCAACCUUGGCGAAUACGGGAAUGUCAAUUGGUUCUUUCUUGGUGGAGCAAUUGCCCCUCUCCUAGUCUGGCUUGCACACAAGGCAUUCCCUAACCAAAAUUGGAUUCGCAUGAUUCACAUGCCUGUUUUGUUGGGUGCUACAUCAAUGAUGCCCCCAGCUAGUGCCGUAAACUACACUAGUUGGAUCAUUGUAGGGUUCCUCUCCGGAUUUGUGUUCUUUAGGUACCGGCCAGAAUGGUGGAAGCGCUACAAUUAUGUCCUUUCUGGUGGUCUUGAUGCUGGAACUGCUUUCAUGACGUUGUUGCUGUUUGUUUCCAUGGGAUCCACCGAAAUUAACUGGUGGGGAAACAAUAUUGAUGGGUGCCCCUUAGCUUCUUGCCCAACUGCAGAAGGGGUUAUGGCUAAAGGCUGCCCAGUCGUCUCUUAAAGUUAAAACUAUAAUCUUUUACCUAUAUUUUUCAGGUUUUAUGGAACCACUCUCUUUAUGCUUGUAAAUAUAUUUCAAUAAUUCUUUUGGUAUUUGUUUUGGGUUUA